This is a messenger RNA of Coregonus clupeaformis (lake whitefish), 2892 nucleotides long. Its product is annotated as ras association domain-containing protein 1-like. NCBI's taxonomy places the organism in Eukaryota, Metazoa, Chordata, Actinopteri, Salmoniformes, Salmonidae. Gene Ontology annotation, cellular component: microtubule cytoskeleton; nucleus. The coding region runs from base 586 to 1752 and encodes 388 amino acids. Gene Ontology annotation, biological process: Ras protein signal transduction. The transcript has 7 exons. The record is from RefSeq and is a predicted model, not a curated record.
GCACUUUCAGCACUGGACAGCUCCCUAAUUGGACGUACUUGCAACUUGUUUCAUGUGAACAAUUACAUAAACACUUCCAGGAACUUGUAGCCUUUAGAAGUACUAAAUGCAGAAAUAUUCUGCUCUGUUUGAUGGAGAAGAAGCUAUCCGGGUAAACCUCAUGGCAUGAUGAGUGAGGAACUACAAGAAACAGGACGGGAUUAGGCAUCAGUAAUCUGUCGACGAGAGUGUGCUUGGAGAGAAAAGAACGAAUCUAUAGCCCUAAACCUUGGACACCAGUCAACAUUUGCCCACGGUUAAUACAUAACCACCAACGACGAGGAGGGGGUGUACACAAAGAGAGAAAGCUUGUUUGGUCUGUCACGGAGCCUGAAGAGGACUCCAUGAACAGAUGUUGUUCAGCUGACACCUAUUCUGGCACACUGCUCAUCACGCCGAAGAUAGCUUCAGAGCCAACACUUUCUCUGCACGAUAGACAACAUCUGACAUGAUCAAGGUUCUAAAUACGGAUGCUGCGACGGUCCUUGGAUGGAUUCAUUCCAGUGAGACUGAGUUCCCUGUGUGGACCGGGUGUAAGUAUAGUCCAUGCUAACCAUGGGCAGUGAGCCCCCACAGGCCGUUGCCCGGCUGUUUGCCUGGGUCAACGGGAUCUCCAAGUGUGAGCUGAUUGAGCUGAAAGAUCUCAGCCUAAAUGAUCGCAUUGAGCUGGCACCGGACCAACCAGCCCCUCCGCUCCCAGCAGCACCCCUGACUCCCAGGCAGGUGAGGGCUUCGCAGAGGUCUAGCCAGGUGGUCCGGCUGGUGGGGGACAGUGUGAGCGUUGAGGGGCCCUCGUGGUUCACAGGGCAGGGUGGGAAGGGACAUGACUUCCAGCCCUGCAGCUACACCCAGAUCACCUGGUGUGACCUGUGUGGAGAAUUCAUUUGGGGCCUUUACAAACAGAGCCUGAGCUGUGCUAACUGCAGUUACACCUGUCACUACCAAUGUCGACCGUUUAUCCAGUUGGAUUGUAGCACAGAUAGUAGGCUCCUCACUACCAACCAAACUGAUGUUUCUGAAGACACCGUGGAGACAGAUACUAAUGUGGAUGUGAUUGAACCAAUUGACUGGGGGAAACAAGUGCUUUCUGUCAGUGACAUCCAGCAGAAGGUGAAGGAAUACAAUGCUCAGAUCAACAGCAAUCUCUACAUGGUGCUGAACCGAGACGGAUCAUACACUGGCUUCAUCAGGGUCCUUUUUAAGCUGACUCGUCCUGUGUCACUCCCACCCCCUCGGAAGGUGUCUUCACCACAGGAAGAGGGGCAGCUGGAGGGGGGGCUGAAGUGCCGGACUUCUUUCUACCUCCCAAAAAACACAGCCAAACACCUGCACAUAAGCUCCCGGACACAGGCACGAGAGGUCAUAGAGGCCCUGCUCAACAAGUUCACUGUGGUGGACAACCCGGCCAAGUUCGCCCUGUUUGAGCGCAGUGAACAUCAAAACCAGUUAUACCUCCGUAAGCUGUCUGAUGAUGAGCGUCCGCUCCACCUGCGUCUGUGUGCCGGACCUAAUGAGAUAGUCCUAAGUUUGGUGUUGAAAGAGAAUGAGACUGGGGAGGUCAACUGGGAUGCAUUCAGCUUUCCUGAGCUGCACAAUUUCCUGCGGAUCCUUCAGCGCGAGGAAGAGGAACACAUCCGGCAGAUCAUCAAGCGCUACGCUCUGGCCAGGGACAGGGUGAAGGAGGCAAUGGCCAGCGUCACCACCCCCGGCUGAUGUGAUGUGAUGGCAUCAUGGUGGAGAGGCAUGCACACUAUUGACCAGCAGCCACCAGGAGCAUGGUACACAAUAUGGUCAUGGUACACAAUAUGCCAUUCUGAGUUCAAAGGUCUUUAGAGCUGUCCUUGCUGUAGCAGAUAGAGCACAGCACAGCAACCUCUGCAGCUGUAGAUGGCAACUACGGCCAAAGGGGGUUAGAUAGGGGGAGAGACAGGAAGUCAGAGAUCAAUCAUGAACAUGUCCUUGAGACGGACUUUGGCCGUGUUCCAGAGGAUUAAAAUCGUAAUGUAUCAUGGGUAAAUUGUGACUGACUGUCUGAUCUACAAAUAAUAAUGAGUCGUUAUUUAUGAUGCAAGGUUCUUUGAAGAUCAGUUAGUCGGCAGUCGCCUGCACUGUCAGCUGCAAUGUAGAACAAGCCCAGGGACAUAGUAGUGUAAGCUAGGAGAGAAGGUAGGGAUAUUUAGUGCAAACCAGUGGGCUACUACUACGGGUGUUGUGUGGCCUUGAUUGGGUACUACUAUGAUGACUGGAAGAAGUUGUCUGAGGAGUGAGGACAGAUGAUAAAGUCAUUGACUGGACACCCAGGAGAUGUCCUGGUCUGGACACUGCUUAACCUGAGAACUGGAGUUUUUCACUGGGAAAAUGUUUGCUGCUGCUCAGAUGUUGGGCGAGGGUGCGAUAACUGAAGAUUGAACUGUAUUGAGCUGUUGUUACUCUCAUAAUUCCCCUUGUCGUUAAUAAAGGGAUCAUUGAAUGCGUCUGACAUGUCAAUCUGUUGUGGGCUUUCUCUAGAUUUCUAUCUUAGUUUAGGGACGUGUUAUGAAACUUGACAACUGUUUUCGAUCAGGGUUGUGUUGAGUAGGGCAUACUAUAGCAAAAUGUUUUUCAAUGGAAAACAAAAUUCUGUGUUCUUAUAGGGACAGUUUAGGUCUCUCCCCGUUUCGAAAACAUCGUCUUCCUACUGCACAUGGCCCAGCUUUCUGGGAAGACAUCUGUCAUAAAUACUCAGAUAAAUCCUUUAAACUUUUAGCUAGCCAGUGUCAUACAUGUUUUAUUAUGGGAAUUACAUAUCUAAGGAAAUGAAUCAAUUUUGCAAUGUGUUCAUAUUUCCACGAAUAAUAAAAAGAUAACAAAUUA